Molecule: messenger RNA, 900 nt
Organism: Centropristis striata (black sea bass)
Lineage: Eukaryota; Metazoa; Chordata; Actinopteri; Perciformes; Serranidae
Product: leucine-rich repeat-containing protein 30-like
Exons: 1
Coding region: 1-900 (299 amino acids)
Molecular function (GO): protein binding
Source: RefSeq, a predicted model, not a curated record
AUGGGUGGGAAGCAAUCUCGCAGUUUGUCCAACAAGGAGCUAAAUGAGGUGAGUGUUAGUCAAAGGAGAAAGAGCACCGGGAGAGAGGACCAGCCCAGCCUGUCCUCAGCUGCCGAGAGGAUCCGCAGACACACCACGGUGCAUUUUGGCUACAGCACCCUGAGCCUGGCCAUGCGCGCGCUCGCCGAGCCUCCCUCUGAGCUGUGGGAGCUCCGAGAACUGCAGAAGCUAAACUUGUCCAUGAACUCCCUUUGCUCUCUGCCCCCUGCCCUGGGCGCGCUGGACAAUCUUGUGAUUCUCAACUUGUGGGGUAACAACCUGUCAAGCCUCCCGCCGGAGAUCAGCCUCCUGAAGAAGCUGCGCGUGCUUUUCGCCUGUCGCAACCGCCUGAGCGAGGUCCCCGAGGAGCUGGGCUCCUGCACUUGCCUGGAGGUGCUCAGCCUGGCCAACAACCAGAUCACGGGCCUCCCCGGCAGCUUGGCAGCCAUGCACAAUCUGACCAAACUGAACCUUAGCCACAACCGCAUCGCUCACAUCCCCACCUGCGUCUACAGCAUGAAGGGUCUAGUCUUUCUUCACCUGGCCUGCAACCGUUUAGAGACCAUAGCGGACCAGAUCCAGGACUUAGUUAAUCUUAAGAUCCUCAUCGUGGAGGGAAACAGUAUCCACACACUGCCUAAGACACUAUGCUUCCUGGAGUCUUUAGAACUCCUUAAUGUUGACUUCAAUGAACUGCAAAAUGUGCCGAUGGAAAUGUACCAACUGAGCCGGCUUGGGAGGUUGGCCUGCCACCCGCUGGAUAAAGGACUUCAUAUUAUUCACAACCCCCUCCUUAAGCCAAUCCAGGAGGUGCUGCAAGGAGGACUCAGUGCCCUCUAUAACUACCUCAAGCCCACAUGA